Anarrhichthys ocellatus (wolf-eel) is the source of this 3268-nucleotide messenger RNA. It is a transcript of the gene snx18a, whose product is annotated as sorting nexin 18a. Gene Ontology annotation, biological process: cleavage furrow formation; endosomal transport; protein transport. The record is from RefSeq and is a predicted model, not a curated record. Gene Ontology annotation, molecular function: protein binding; phosphatidylinositol binding. The coding region runs from base 362 to 2125 and encodes 587 amino acids. Gene Ontology annotation, cellular component: cytoplasmic vesicle; plasma membrane. The transcript has 2 exons. Lineage: Eukaryota; Metazoa; Chordata; Actinopteri; Perciformes; Anarhichadidae.
CAGCGCGUGAGAGCAGAAGCGUCCGACUCGGCUCGGAGGGAGAGCAGCGGAGGAGCUCAGAUUAGUGUUGUUGUAGCGGAAAAUAAAAUACCUUCGCUGCAGUUUCACACGCUGCGACCUCUGGAUUUAAAAGCCCACCGCGGUUUCCUCUCAUGUUUGACCGAGAGGAAGGAGGGAUAUAAACAGGGUUUGUGUACGUGUGUGUGUACUCUCACUGCGAGAAGUUUUGAACGCGGAGUUGUGAAGAGUCGUUUUCGGCUGGGCUGACCGAGCUGCCCGCUGCGCUUCCCUCCUGCCACCGGCCGCCCAGCCGUAAGCUACCCGCCGCUGUCCUGCUCUUCCUCCAGCAGCGGCCGGAAUCAUGGCACUCAAAGCCCGGGCGCUGUACGACUUCAACUCGGAGAACCCCGGGGAGGUGUCGGUGAGGGAGAACGAGGUCCUGACUCUGUACAGCGAGCAGGACAUCGACGGCUGGUUUGAGGGGUCGAACAGCCGAGGGGAGAGGGGGCUGUUCCCCGCGUCCUAUGUGGAGGUCCUGCGGAACAACGUCGCCUCCGCGCUCAUCAACAACAGCAGCGCCGGCGGCGGCACAUCUGGGGACUCCCGGUACGCGAACGUCCCGCCGGGAGGUUUUGACGGCUCCAACAAGCCUGAGAAUAAAGUCGAGAACUUUUCCAAACCGCUUGCGCCCAGUUUUGCCGCUUUCUCGGGCCCCACGCAGCAGCAGCAGCCCACUUACCAGCAGCCCAGCCAGGGGAGCGACGAUGACUGGGACGAUGACUGGGACGACAGCUCGACCGUUGCAGACGAGCCGGGGACUGUGGGAGGAAGGUAUCAUGACUUUGAGGGCAACGGGCCGUCCACUUACAGGGUGUCAACAUCCUCCAUGUCGAGAGGUAACGCACAGCAAGCGAAAAGCUCCGCCACGGUCAGCAGGAACCUGAACCGGUUCUCGACCUUCGUGAAGUCCGGAGGGGAGGCGUUCGUGCUCGGGGAGGCUUCGGGCUUCGUGAAGGAUGGGGACAAGAUCUGCGUGGUGCUGGGCCAGCAUGGCCCCGAGUGGCAGGAGAACCCGUACCCGUUCGCAUGCACAAUCGACGACCCCACCAAGCAGACCAAGUUCAAGGGCAUGAAGAGCUACAUCUCCUACAAGCUGACGCCCACGCACACGCAGACCCAGGUGAACCGGAGGUACAAGCACUUCGACUGGCUGUAUGCGCGGCUGGUGGAGAAGUUCCCCGUCAUCUCGGUGCCGCACAUCCCGGAGAAGCAGGCCACGGGCCGCUUCGAGGAGGACUUCAUCUCCAAGCGCAGGAAGGGCCUCACGUGGUGGAUGAACCACAUGACGAGCCACCCGGUGCUGGCGCGGUGUGACGUCUUCCAGCACUUCCUCAGCUGCAACAGCGCGGACGAGAAGGCCUGGAAGCAGGGCAAGAGGAAGGCGGAGAAGGACGAGAUGGUCGGUGCCAACUUCUUCCUCACCAUCAGCACCCCCGCGGCGCCGCUCGACUUCCAGGAGGUCGAGAGCAAGAUCGAUGGGUUCAAGAGCUUCACCAAGCGGAUGGACGACGGCGCGCUGCAGCUCAGUGCCACCGCCAAUGAGUUCGCCCGCAAGCAGAUCACCGGCUUCAGGAAGGAGUACCAGAAGGUGGGCCUGUCGUUCAAGGUGCUCGGCCAAGCCUUCGAAAUGGACCAGCAGGCGUACUCCGCCGGGCUCAACCAGGCCAUCUCGUUCACCGGCGACGCGUACGAGGCCAUCGGGGAGUAUUUCGCCGAGCAGCCCAGCAAGGACCUCGACCCCAUCAUGGAUUUGUUAGCUCUCUAUCAAGGACACCUGGCGAACUACCCUGACAUCAUCCAUGUGCAGAAAGGAGCCCUGACGAAGGUGAAAGAGAGCCAGAAGCACGUGGAGGAGGGAAAGAUGGACCGGGCGCAGGCGGACGGCAUCGACGAGCGCUGCAACAUCAUCUCCUGCGCCACGCUGGCCGAGAUCCAGCACUUCCACCAGAUCCGCGUGCGCGACUUCAAGGCACAGAUGCAGCACUACUUGCAGCAGCAGAUCGCCUUCUUCCAAAAAAUCACCGGCAAGCUAGAGGAGGCCCUGCAGAAAUACGACGACGCGUAACAGGGAGCGCUUCUUUCGCCCUCCUAAGACCUCGGCGAUCGAUGGAUGGCCGUGCACCCGCCCCUCUGGCGGCCAGUGGAGUUUUUGGGCAAACAACCGCCAGUACCACAUACUGGUGAACGCCGUUCAAACCAGCCGUCAAGGGGAUGACGUUCCAGUAAUAUUGACAUUCCAACCCAAAUCCAGGUUGUUUGUUGGCCACAUUAUUUUAGGUGGGAGGGCACUGGAUGUUCUUGUUUCAGAGAAGACGUGUCAUUUAAUGAAGUCAGGCCAACUUGUAACACAAAAAACAGAUGUAAUGAGAACCAAUGGUGAUGAUGGUGCGCAUCUUGGUCUGGCGGGUUUGGGGAAUUAAAUCCAUUCAACGUUAAGAGCCUUGUAUCUGCGUUUUUAACAGCCUUACAACACUGUUUUGGUUGUUUCUUUGAAACCGACUGAAACUCCAGGAGUAGCGCUUGCUCCAGUGGGCUAAAACGCUGCCUUCUGGAAAAACACUCGAGCACUUCCUGGUAUCUCUCUCCGUGGACAAACAGGGACAAACUGUUUACAAUCUCCUCCCCCCUCCCGCGGAGCCGCCACCGUCACCACUGUCUCGCUGUGCCUUCUGAUUACGUCACUCCGGUCAUUUGUGUUUUACUAGUUACUAAAAAGCUUUAUAUACUGUAAGUUUUGAAAUAUGUUCUAUUUGUUUUUACAAAGCUACACAUUUUGCAGGCUUAGAAGAAAUACAACAAAAAAGACCACUGUACUUUGUAUGAGGGCUGUGUCUUUCACCCCCCCCCCAGGAUUGAUUUUUAACACUCAAAGUGGACUAAAUCAGGAUCAAGAGAGGAUUACCUGCUUUGACAAUAGGAGCCCGUCGCCUUACAUGUUGCACAGCCAGCACCGGUGCUUAUUAAAGUGACGGGUACGAUGGACACUCGCGGUGCCGGAUACCUGAAUUUGUGUCGACACAACGUGUUUUUUUUCAGGCUUAGGUUUUGGGGUAGUGUUACAGAGGCAGGCUGUUAUAACAAUGCCGUCUUUUUAAUAGCACACUUCUAGACAGCACUGCUGUUUGUUUUUUUUAACCUUCGUGAUGUUGGUUGCAUCAUGAAAAUAUCAAUAUAGAAGCAGAGAAAAUAAAUCCCUCCUUCACAGAAA